Messenger RNA from Saimiri boliviensis boliviensis (Bolivian squirrel monkey), 777 nucleotides. NCBI's taxonomy places the organism in Eukaryota, Metazoa, Chordata, Mammalia, Primates, Cebidae. The record is from RefSeq and is a predicted model, not a curated record.
AUGGCGCCGCCGACCUCAGUACAUCAAGCGACACGCCCGCCGGCGUUCUCCAGCGCUUCCCUUAUUCCCGCAGCCGGAAGCGGAGCGGCCGAGCGGGAAGCCUGGCUUCGGGCGGGUGGUCGUCUGGGCGGCGCUCGGGCCGCGGUUGUGUGGCUGCGCUGGCGCUGCAGGGCGGGAUGCCGUAUCCCCGGGAGAGCCCGUCGCGGGAGCGCAAGGAGCUGGACGGCCUCUGGAGCAUCCGCGAUAACUUCUCCGACGACCGGCGCCGGGGCUUCCUGGAGCAGUGUCUGGCCCCACCCUGGACAUGCAGGUUCUCUCCAGCUUCAAGAACAUCUGCCAGGACUGGUGGCUAUGCCAUUUUGUCAGCUGGGUAUGGUACGAACAGGAAGUGACCCUGCUGGAGUGGUGGACCCAGGACCUGCACACAAGAAUGGUGCUGAGGAUUGGCAGUGCCCACUCCUAUGCCACUGUGAUAUCCCAAGGGUUACUUUGUCCAGAACACAGACUUUGACUUCAGCUCGGUGGGACUACAGCAGUCUGAGCUUCUGUUCACGACACCCACCACCUGCAUCGAUGACAUCACCAUCACCACCAGCGUGGAGCAAGACAGUGGUGAGGGCUUCCGGUGACUGAGAAGUGGGCCCAGGGCACCUUCAGACUCAACCCCAAUGAAGAGGACAUCCACAUAGCUAGCGAGCACUGCCUGAAGACAGCAGUGGAGACCUCAGGACAUGGGCCAGUUGUGGCUCAUGCUUAUAAUCAUAGCACCUUGGGAGG